AUGCCUGCUGUGCACCCUAAGGCUACGAAGCACUAUCUAGCACUCACAGCGAACGAUCAUACGCAAAGGCAGCCCUUAUAUAGAAAAGAGGGCGAUACUGCUUCCUAG
This is a messenger RNA of Parastagonospora nodorum SN15, 108 nucleotides long. RefSeq lists its product as hypothetical. The coding region runs from base 1 to 108 and encodes 35 amino acids. NCBI's taxonomy places the organism in Eukaryota, Fungi, Ascomycota, Dothideomycetes, Pleosporales, Phaeosphaeriaceae. The record is from RefSeq and is a predicted model, not a curated record. The transcript is spliced from 2 exons.